Messenger RNA from Neomonachus schauinslandi (Hawaiian monk seal), 1420 nucleotides. It is a transcript of the gene ZRSR2, whose product is annotated as zinc finger CCCH-type, RNA binding motif and serine/arginine rich 2. The coding region runs from base 26 to 1420 and encodes 464 amino acids. NCBI's taxonomy places the organism in Eukaryota, Metazoa, Chordata, Mammalia, Carnivora, Phocidae. Gene Ontology annotation, cellular component: U2AF complex; spliceosomal complex. The transcript has 11 exons. The record is from RefSeq and is a predicted model, not a curated record. Gene Ontology annotation, molecular function: metal ion binding; pre-mRNA 3'-splice site binding. Gene Ontology annotation, biological process: mRNA splicing, via spliceosome.
GGGUGCUGUGUGGCGCCCUGGCAAGAUGGCGGCGUCCGAGAAGAUGAUGUUUCCGGAGAAACCAAGCCACAAAAAGUACAGGGCCGCCCUGAAGAAGGCGAAACGAAAGAAACGUCGGCAGGAACUGGCUCGAUUGAGGGACUCAGGACUCUCACAGAAGGAGGAGGAGGAUGCUUUUAUUGAAGAACAACACCUAGAAGAAGAGAAGCUGUUGGAGAUAGAGAGGCAAAAAUUACAUGAGGCGUGGUUACUUCGGGAGCAGAAGGCACAAGAAGAAUUCAGAAGAAAGAGGGAAAAGGAAGAGGCAGCUAGAAAACGGCAGGAAGAACAAGAGAGAAAAUUAAAGGAAGAAUGGGAAGAGCAGCAGAGAAAGGAGAGAGAAGAGGAGGAACAGAAGCUACAGGAGAAGAGAGAAAGAGAGGAAGCUGUGCAGAAGAUGCUGGAGCAGGCUGAAAAUGAGUUGGAAAAUGGUGCCACAUGGCAAAACCCAGAGCCACCCAUGGACUUAAGGAUAAUGGAGAAAGAUCGAGCUAAUUGUCCAUUCUACAGUAAAACAGGAGCGUGCAGAUUUGGAGAUAGGUGUUCACGUAAACACAAUUUCCCAUCCUCGAGCCCCACACUCCUUAUUAAAAGCAUGUUCACAACGUUUGGAAUGGAGCAGUGCAGAAGGGAUGACUAUGACCCGGAUGCCAGCCUAGAGUACAGUGAAGAGGAAACCUACCAGCAGUUCCUGGACUUCUAUGAUGACGUGCUUCCCGAGUUCAAGAACGUGGGGAAAGUGAUCCAGUUCAAGGUCAGCUGCAACUUGGAACCUCAUCUGAGGGGCAAUGUGUAUGUUCAGUAUCAAUCGGAAGAAGAAUGUCAAGCAGCCCUUUCCCUGUUUAAUGGACGAUGGUACGCAGGACGGCAGCUCCAGUGCGAAUUCUGCCCAGUGACCCGAUGGAAAAUGGCAAUUUGUGGUUUGUUUGAAAUACAGCAGUGCCCACGAGGAAAACACUGCAACUUCCUGCAUGUGUUCCGAAAUCCCAACAAUGAGUUUUGGGAGGCUAACAGAGACAUCUACCUGUCUCCCGAUCGGACCGGCCCCUCCUUCGGUAAGGGCUCGGAGAGGAGAGACAGGACGGGCCACCACGAGGAGUACUAUGGGAGGCCCAGGAGGAGACGGAGCCCUAGCCCAUCGCACUCCUACAAGAGGAACGGGGAAGCAGAGAGGAAAAGGAGAAGCAGGCGCCGGGGCCAGAAGUCUCACAAACACAUGGCAAGGAGUCGCGAGAGGCACGUUUCACGAAGUAGAGCAAGGAAAAGGGCCCGCAGCCGGGGCCGGGGCAGCGGGAGCCAGAGCUCCUCUAGGUCCAGGAGCCGUGGCAGGAGGAGGUCAGGCAGCAGAGACAGAAUUCUUCAGAGUCCCAAAUGCAAAUAA